This is a messenger RNA of Closterium sp. Naga37s-1, 1506 nucleotides long. NCBI's taxonomy places the organism in Eukaryota, Viridiplantae, Streptophyta, Zygnematophyceae, Desmidiales, Closteriaceae. The record is from the annotation of a GenBank genome assembly.
AUGGAGGCAGAUCCGAUAGAAGCGGCGGCAGCGGCAGUGUCGGUGGAGGAGCAGCGGAAGCAGCAAGCGCUGGUGGACUAUCGCAAGAAGCUGCUUCAGCUCCGGGAGUUAGAAGCGCGAGUUAAGACGCUGCGGGAGAAUCUGAAGGGCGCGCGGAAGGAUUACGACAAGACGGAGGACGACCUGAAAGCGCUGCAGAGCGUGGGGCAGAUCAUCGGCGAGGUGCUGCGACAACUGGACGAGGAGCGACGUGAGUUUGAGAGGGUUGAUGGAGAGACACGUGUGUCGUCCCUCCUCUACCCCCCCCCCUUCCACGCUUGGCUGCUCGCACUGAUGGGCAGCAAUCGCACUGCUCUCGCAGUCAGCAGUGGCUACGUGGCGGGGUGUCGCAGCAAGGUGGACAAGAGCAAGCUCACCGCCGAAUUUGUGUCUUGUCCCUCGCUCCCCCGCCAUCCAUCCCCACACGCAGUGAUAGUGAAAGCCAUCAGCGGCCCGCGGUACGUGGUGGGGUCUGAGGAGCCUCAAGAGUUCACUUUUUACCUGACCCCCCACACACAUAACAGCUCGCGCGCAGUGACUGUGAAGGCGAGCAGUGGCCCGCGCGUGAUUGUGAAGGCGAGCAGUGGGCCGCGGUACGUGGUGGGGUGUCGCAGCAAGGUGGACAAGAGCAAGCUCACAGCCGGCACGCGGGUGGCGCUCGACAUGACCACACUCACCAUCAUGCGCGCACUGCCACGGGAGGUGGACCCGCUGGUGUACAACAUGCUCCACGAGGACCCGGGGAACGUCAGUUACAGUGCCAUCGGCGGGUUGGGAGAUCAGAUCCGCGAGCUGAGGGAGUCCAUCGAGCUGCCCCUCAUGAACCCCGAGCUCUUCCUGCGUGUGGGCAUCAAACCCCCCAAGGGCGUGCUGCUGUACGGCCCGCCGGGGACCGGCAAGACGCUGCUUGCGCGUGCCAUCGCCAGCAACAUCGACGCCAACUUCCUCAAGGUCGUGUCAAGCGCCAUUGUCGACAAGUACAUCGGGGAGAGCGCUCGGCUGAUCAGGGAGAUGUUCAACUAUGCGCGCGACCACCAGCCGUGCAUCAUCUUUAUGGACGAGAUCGACGCCAUUGGCGGGCGCCGCUUCAGCGAGGGCACGAGUGCCGACCGCGAGAUCCAACGGACGCUCAUGGAGCUGCUGAACCAAUUGGACGGCUUUGAUCAGCUCGGACGGGUGAAGAUGAUCAUGGCCACCAACCGCCCCGACGUGCUGGACCCGGCGCUGCUGCGGCCGGGGCGGCUGGACCGCAAGAUAGAGAUCCCGCUGCCCAACGAGCAGGGGCGCAUUGAGGUGCUCAAGAUCCAUGCGCUCGGCAUCACCAAGCAUGGCGAGAUCGACUACGAGGCCAUUGUGAAGCUGGCGGAGGGCUUUAACGGGGCUGAUCUGCGCAACGUGUGCACGGAGGCGGGCAUGUUUGCCAUCAGAGACGAUCGCGACUAUGUUGUGCAUGAGGACUUCAUGAAG